Messenger RNA from Melampsora larici-populina 98AG31, 222 nucleotides. RefSeq lists its product as uncharacterized. Bases 1 to 222 code for a protein of 73 amino acids. NCBI's taxonomy places the organism in Eukaryota, Fungi, Basidiomycota, Pucciniomycetes, Pucciniales, Melampsoraceae. The record is from RefSeq and is a predicted model, not a curated record. The transcript has 4 exons.
AUGGUUAGAGGUCAUGCCAAAGCACAAGCACAACAAAGGAAUGCAGCUAAACAAGGAUCACAAAAAGGAUCUCAAUUAGGAGCACAACAAGCAGUUACCAAAGUUGCAUGUCAGAUUUGUAAAGCUCCAACUCCUUCUUAUAAAUUACUUGUAACACAUUAUGAAGCUAAACAUACAAAAGAAAGUAUACCAACAGAAGAAUCAUUUAAAGCUAUGAAAUGA